CAUCUCAAAUGAGAUGACUGUCCUUGACAGCAGCAUUUGACUGAGGGUGACAUCAAAGUGCCCUUGCAAAACCAAUAUCAAUAGGAAUUUUGAGGGGUGGAGGAAAAUGAUUGGAGUCAUACCUAGCACAACGAUUUGAGGUCAAUCAUCUCGUUCUCAAGAGUUCUUGGGUCCAGCCAUUGAUGAACUCUCCACAAAUUCAGAGGUCUUCACUUUCCAAGUGAAAAUGGGGUGCUUUACAUUUGUGAAAGUUAUGAUGAUCCUAUUCAAUCUCUUCAUCUUUCUUGCUGGAGGAGCUCUUCUGGGUGUUGGAAUAUGGGUUAGUGUGGAUGGAAGUUCUUUUGUACGAGUCAUUGGUUCUGUAUCAUCUCAAGCAAUGCAAUUUGUCAAUAUUGGUUACUUCUGCAUAGCAAUUGGUGCUGUGUUAGUCCUCCUUGGAUUUUUGGGAUGCUGUGGAGCACAGAAGGAAAGCAAGUGUCUGCUAAUACUGUUCUUUACCAUUGUUCUGAUCAUCUUUAUUGCUGAGAUUGCUGCCGCAGUUGUUGCUUUGGUGUAUUCUUCCUUUGCAGAAAGUGUUCUUCGUGCAUGGGUUGUUCCAGUACUGAAGAAUGACUAUGGAAGACAAAAGGAUGUGACUGGCAUCUGGAAUACUACAAUGAGUGAACUGAAGUGUUGUGGCUUUACCAACUACACGGAUUUUAGUGAUUCUUAUUACUUCAAUAAACACAACCAAACCUUUCCACAAUUUUGUUGCAAUUCAACAAGUGUCUGUAAUGAGAAUGCAACAAUUAAAAGCCGUGUGCAGGGAUGUUUUCGUCAACUUUUUGACAUUCUGAAAGAGAAUGCUAACAUUGUGGGUGGGAUUGCAGCAGGAAUCUGUGCACUGGAGGUUGCUGCAAUGGUGGUCUCCAUGUAUUUGUACUGCAAGAUUGAUGGCAAGAAUGAAGUGUGAAAGUGAACAUAGCAAGACUUGCAACUUUUAAGUGGACUUGUCUGGGAGAAUAAUGGAACUUCAGAUACACAUGAAAACAGUGCCAUAUGAUGCAUCAUUGAUACCUGAGGUUGAAUGGUCUUCAGACAUUUAAAGUUUAUGCUUUUUUUUUAAAACAGUAACACAUGUAAAUAUUAAAUUUGCACUCAGAACUUCUGUUCAGCAGUUAUUAAGCUACUGAAUUGAAAUAGAAUUUCAGGCAAACCAGUCAACAUCCUUUGAGCUGAUUACACUGUGGCUUUAAUUUCUCUGACAACAGAUUCUAUUUUUAACCUUGCCACCCCCUUAUAUACACAUGAUUGAAUGUUCCCUUAAGACUUCCACUUUUACAGCUCACAAGAUUUGCAAAAAAAUUGAGUAAUGGCUGCCAUGCUUUAACUGUUUGGUCUUUUUUUUUGACUGGCUGCAGCAUUAAAGGUUAUCUCCAUUCAGAGCAAAAUGGCACUGACCAUGGUACCAGCACUUGCAAUUUUUGGCAAAAGCUGUCCUGUUGUAAAGUCUCUUAAUUUUUUAAAUUGAGGAGAGAGUCUUUUGCCAUCUAUUUAAACUAGACAGUUUUGUGGAAUGCAGGCUUUAAACUGGAUUAUGCUUUUAUGUAUAUAUGCCAUCAAAUACUAGUAAUCUCUAACCAAAGCUAUAGUUAGAAUAGCUACAAUAAAACUUUUUUAAAUGGAAAUGAAUUUGUAUAGGUAAAUCCUUGCCAAUUUAAGCAAAUAAAGUCUAACAUUAUCAGUAUGGCAUUUCAUUUAAGAUGUUUAACUCAAAGUAAAGCCUAAAAGGUUGGAGGGGAGAAAGCAUUCUCAAAUUGUUUUGGAUGGGAUUGAUUGGAUGGGAUUGGAUUGUAUCUUUCCCUCUACCUAUCCCACUUCUCCUAGUGUGAAAACAGUCACCUAUACAAUCAAAUCAAUUGAAAUGUUGCUGGGAGCUCUUGAAUUGCUAGGCAUGGCUUAGACUCAGAUUGAUGUUUUGUCUUUAUACAACAUAUCCUAAUAUUUGUCAGUAGUUUUUACUCCCCAAGAGAUUCCAGUUUAUCAUGGGUACAGGGUACAAUAUAGUGGUUUGUGAGUUCAAGCCGACUUGAAGCUUUCUGGAUGUUCAAAUUAUCAGUAUACUGACUACAAAAGUGGCACACUGGGUUAAGAGCAUAGCUGAGUCCUCAAGACUGCCAUCUUUGAAAUCACAUGGUUCACUCUUUAUAUAGCCUACACAUGCUAUUCUUGCAUCAAACUGCUACCAGUGGCCCAAGAAAUGGGUUGCAUAACUAGGAUGGUAUGUCAGCAGAGAUGAAUAGGGAAAUGCCUUUUUGGUCCAUGAUGCUGACUAGAAGUUUAAUGUAUACUGGCUUAAUUAAUUUCUGGUAUUUGGUACCAGUGUAUAGCUAGAGCCAUUCUGGGUUCAUUACAUAGUCAGUGAUGUCUGGUUUGGAUUAGCCUGUUUAAGUAGUAACUGAUUUUAGUAGGGAGAAGCUGGAGCUACAUUACUGGAAAUGUUACAUUCCUAAUUUUUGAGGGAAUGUGCUGGCCAAUCAAAAGGUCAGAUAACCCUGUCUGAGGGCACAUCCCAAAUUGUUAUCUACACAAGACCAUUUUGCUUAACCUGUAAAGUGCAUUGUUCUCUGACCGUACUUAAGGGUGAAUGAGUGCUGUAGUAUUAGGUUUUGGGUUUGGUGUUUAAAUAAAUAAUGCUCUUUAUUUGAA
Carcharodon carcharias (great white shark) is the source of this 2688-nucleotide messenger RNA. Its product is annotated as tetraspanin-1. Bases 227 to 952 code for a protein of 241 amino acids. The transcript is spliced from 8 exons. Gene Ontology annotation, cellular component: membrane. NCBI's taxonomy places the organism in Eukaryota, Metazoa, Chordata, Chondrichthyes, Lamniformes, Lamnidae. The record is from RefSeq and is a predicted model, not a curated record.